GUGGCCGAUUGCAUUUGUCUUUCCUCGUUGGACAAAAUCCACGUGGUCCCCGUGGAUGUGCAUAUGUUGCGGGCCGCUCGGGAACGCGCGAUUCCUCCGGCCGCGACUGUGACCAAUCUCACACCGAAAACCUAUCGAGAAAUCUCGAACGGAAUGAGCGCGUUGUGGGGUGAAUGGGCGGGCUGGGCACAAGCGGUAAGUUGA
This is a messenger RNA of Echinostoma caproni, 204 nucleotides long. The record is from the annotation of a GenBank genome assembly. Lineage: Eukaryota; Metazoa; Platyhelminthes; Trematoda; Plagiorchiida; Echinostomatidae.